GCCCAACAUAAAAGCCGAAUCAAAACGACACCGUUCUCCCAACCUCUCCCAAGUCUCACCGAAACAGAGGAGCCAGUGAGACAAAGGGUUUCUCAAGGGUUUUGGCCACUCAGGGAAUCCGCCAUGAGACGAGCUUCGUCGAAGCUUGUAUCACACCUCUCCUAUUACAGAAACCUUACUCCUCUUCUUUCCAGAAAUUACAUCCCGGAACUCUCUCCCUCUAUAUCCGCCAAUGAUCACGUUUCAUCAUUAUCAUCGUCGUCAUCCAACCAUAUCAGACCCUGCAAAAAAGCCAGUGGUUUGCUACUCUCAAAGGCCAAAUCCGACCCAUUUCAGACAAACUCAUCUCGAAAUCUCAAUACCCAGAGUGAAACUCCCCCGCAAAUCUCCUCAAGACAGAGAAAAAUCAAAGAAAGAUCGCAGCUUGAGGAGACUUUUGAGUCUGCAACCUCAACUGAGUCAAUGCUAAAAGCAUUUCAAGAAAUGGAGUCAUCUUUUGAUGAGAAAGAGCUUGGGUUGGCUUCCUUGAAACUUGGCCUCAAAAUGGACCAGGAAGGUGAGGACCCUGAAAAGACUCUGGCAUUUGCUAAUAGAGCUUUAAAGGCUUUAGAUAAAAAUGACAAACCUUCUUUACUUGUUGCCAUGGCUUUACAAUUAAUGGGUUCUGCUAAUUAUAGCUUAAAAAGGUUUAAUGACAGUUUGGGGUACCUUAAUAGAGCCAAUAGGGUAUUGGGUAGGUUAGAGGAGGAGGGUUCUUGUAGUGUUGAUGAUAUUAGGCCGGUGCUUCAUGCCGUCCAGCUUGAGUUGGCAAAUGUGAAGACUGCCGUGGGGAGGAGAGAGGAAGCUCUUGUGAAUCUCACCAAAUGUUUGGAAAUAAAGGAAAUGACUUUGGAGAAAGAUAGCAAGGAAUUGGGUGCAGCAUAUCGGGAUUUGGCUGAAGCGCACACUGCAGUUCUGAAUUUUAAGGAAGCACUGCCAUUUUGUUUGAAGGCGUUGGAGAUACAUAAGAAACAAUUGGGACAUAAUUCAGUAGAGGUGGCACAUGAUAGGCGACUUCUUGGGGUUGUUUAUACUGGGUUGGAAGAGCACCAGAAGGCAUUGGAACAGAAUGAGUUAUCACAGAAGGUUUUGAAGAAUUGGGGUCUUAGUUCUGAACUACUACGUGCGGAGAUUGAUGCUGCAAAUAUGCAGAUUGCAUUGGGGAAGUAUGAUGAAGCCAUAAAUACUUUGAAGGGUGUUGUUCAGCGGACUGAUAAAGAGAGUGAGAAUCGAGCACUGGUUUUUAUUUCUAUGGCAAAAGCCUUGUGUAAUCAGGAGAAGUUUGCAGACUCAAAGAGGUGCUUAGAGAUUGCCUGUGGAGUUCUUGAUAAGAGAGAAAUGGUGUCUCCUGUUGAAGUUGCUGAGGCGUACAUGGAGAUAUCAAUGCAGUAUGAGACUAUGAAUGAAUUUGAAACUGCAAUUUCAUUGUUGAAGAGAACUCUGGCCAUGCUUGAGAAGCUCCCGCAAGAACAGCACUCAGAAGGAAGUGUUUCUGCAAGAAUAGGAUGGUUGCUUCUAUUGACAGGUAAGGUGGCGCAGGCCAUUCCCUACUUGGAGAGUGCUGCAGAAAGGUUGAAAGAGAGCUUUGGUUCAAAGCACUUUGGGGUGGGGUACAUUUACAACAAUUUGGGGGCAGCAUAUUUAGAACUUGAUAGACCUCAGUCAGCUGCACAGAUGUUUGCAGUUGCAAAGGACAUUAUGGAUGUCUCACUUGGCCCUCAUCAUGCGGAUUCAAUUGAGGCAUGCCAGAACCUUUCAAAAGCAUAUGGUGCCAUGGGAAGCUAUGUGCUUGCAAUUGAGUUCCAGCAGCGAGUGAUUGAUGCAUGGGAAGGCCAUGGGCCGAGUGCUUAUGAAGAACUCAGAGAAGCCCAAAGGAUUCUCACAGAACUAAAGAAGAAAGCUCGUGGUGCAACCUCAAAUGAGCUUAUUACAAAGGCCUUGCCUUUGCCCCACUCUACUGGGUCUGCCCCAACCAGAAAUUUGCCAUCUGAUGUUCCAGUUGAUGAAAAGCGAUCGAAUGUAAUUUAGCAUACUCUUUUUAUGAACUGACCUACUGCAUAGUGAAGCACAUUGAUGCAAAAUUGAGUUUUCUCCUGGCUACGGCAUAGAUUAUCGGUUUGGUUAUUUUGGUAUCUUUGUAAUACAUAUAAUAAUGUAGCUACUGGCUUAGCAUCCAUGAAGGUGCCUAAGCAGAUACCCAUGAAUUUUGCUAUUCUUUGAUAUCCAUUUUGGGGAAACCUUAACAACUUCUUUACCA
This is a messenger RNA of Vitis vinifera (wine grape), 2296 nucleotides long. RefSeq names its product protein KINESIN LIGHT CHAIN-RELATED 1. The transcript has 2 exons. Gene Ontology annotation, molecular function: protein binding. The coding region runs from base 124 to 2067 and encodes 647 amino acids. The record is from RefSeq and is a predicted model, not a curated record. Lineage: Eukaryota; Viridiplantae; Streptophyta; Magnoliopsida; Vitales; Vitaceae.